This is a messenger RNA of Schistocerca gregaria, 1797 nucleotides long. RefSeq lists its product as uncharacterized. The coding region runs from base 11 to 805 and encodes 264 amino acids. The transcript is spliced from 4 exons. NCBI's taxonomy places the organism in Eukaryota, Metazoa, Arthropoda, Insecta, Orthoptera, Acrididae. The record is from RefSeq and is a predicted model, not a curated record.
ACAGCUCACAAUGCAUCCCUGGGCUGCAGCCGCGUCGUGGCUGCUUUUUCUGGCAGCCAAUGGCACCACGAAGCUCGACUGUUUCUGCACGCACGUCGGCGACGUCUAUUACCAGGGCGGUGGUCUACGCUUACAGUAUGAUGGCGAAGAAAACUUAUGGUUGACCUACUGUGUAUAUCCGAGAGCUUACAAGCUGGAGUCGACGUGCGAGAACGUGGAGCGGCUGUCGGCGGCGGCGCCGGCCGUGGCGCGCCUGCUGCAGCUGCAGAGCCCCGCAGAGGAGAGGGCGCGGCGCUGCGCCGGCGCUCUGGAGGUGGUCCGCGCGUUCUCGGGAGGGGCGGCCCGAGAAUUCUCCGUCCAGCAGUGGUGCCUCAUCGCAGACCACCUGGUCGGCUCCAGCUCUGUGGUGAGGUUGGACGAUACGGAUUGGAACGAAGAAACUCUCGUGACGGAUCACCUGAGGCGUCCUGUUCUCUCGCAGUUACUGCGCGCUCUUCGCCAUAUCAUGAAAGCUGUAAGCGCCAGGAGAGGAUGUGCCGACCAGCACGACUGGAAUUUUCGCCAGCGGCACCUGAACAAAAGUGUUGAGAACCUGAAAGCGAACCGGCUAAACUCUUACGAGACAGCGGGAGCAGCGAGGAGGAGGACUAGUUGUAAACCGGUGGGUUUCCCAGCAGGACACACUGUCAGCCGGGCCACUUCGGGAGCGCAGUCGACAACAAAAGAAGGGUACGCGGCAAACACUUCCCUUGCACCUGGAGCUAAUGGGCGGCCGCACCAGUGCGACCCUUCGUGGAGGCGAUGACCUGAGAUGGGCCACCGCGCGGAAAUCCAUCUGCUGGCAACGCACCACACGCACGCGACCGUGGCGAGACGGGAGCGGUGAAACGACAGAAGACAGGGGAUAAAGGGGCGUGGAGCCUUUUGACACAUACUGUUCAGAGAAACUGCAGACUUCAACGACGCUUAUCAACAUUUCCUGGUGGAUGCCCACUGACAAGCGACAGUAAAUCAUAGUUCCAUGUUCUCUGGUAGCUAAGAGUGGCACAAAGAAGAGCCAUUGUCACCCUUGCCCAGGAAUAUCAACCUGGCGUGUCAAACGAGGAUACCGCACGAAUUUCACAACACAAACAUGGAACCAAAUCGAGAUGUAGGUGACACGGGCCACCAAGAGAAACUUCAUGAGAGGGCAGAGAAGGCGGUAUUGCGACAAAAAAAUCCCUACUGACAGCUGCGGUGACGAACCUCCCCUCCCCUUAUAUUGUGCCUCGGAACAGUGGAACUACUGAGUGUGUCAGUGAACAGUGUUUACACGGUUCUUAGUCCAAUGCAUACACGUCUGUUCUGUCAGAGAAACUUUGACUCGUGUGUUUUGCAGGGGUUCGAUUUAUUGGUGUUUAUUAGACUGACUCUUGUAUUUUGCAGGUGUUCUAUUUUUUUUAGACUUUGACUUUUGUAUUUUGCAGGUGUUUCAUUUAUUGGUGGUUUUUUUUAGACGUUGACUACUGUACUUUCAGAGCUGUUUUAUUUCUCAAUGUUUGUUUUGUGUGUUGUAUUAGAUCUGCGAUAUUUUGUUUCGUAAAUUCAUUCCUAUGGGAUUGGUUCGUUUAUCAGUCAGAUAGCUAUUCAUGCUCAUUGGACAGUGAUCGAUCAGCCUUUGCAUGGGGCAUAUUUAUAGUGAGGAACCCCUUAAGGGUAACAAUCACAUAAUUAAUUGUAGUUUCAGUAUAAUGACACAGUGAUCACUGUUUGAUAACUAACUGAAAUAUAGUAGAGUGAUUAAAUUAGUGCCACAAA